GGAGCUCGGCGCUUCUCUCCUGUUCCUCUCUCUCUUUAUUUCUCUCUCUUUGUUUCUGCCUCCAUCCUUCAUCGCCAUGGAUAUGGGCAGCCUGACAACGGUGGUGGCCAACUCGGCCUACAUCUCGGCGCGCGGGAGCUUCGACGGCACGGCCAACCCGUCCGCCAACCGGGACAAGAAGUACCACGCCCGCCUGAAGCUGCCUCACAUCACGGUGUGCGAGGGCCUCAGGGAGACUCUGGACCUGGGCUUCCAGACCGCCUGCGUGGAACAGCCCAUCGGCAAGCGUCUGUUCCAGGAGUUCCUGGAGGCCAACAACGAAUACAAAGGCCCCUGCCGCCUGUGGAAGGAUGUGGAGGAGUACAACCAGGCCGAGGACCAGGACCGCAUUAAGAAGGCCUCCAAGAUGCUCUCUCGCUACAUGGAUCCGAGCGCCAAACACUUCUGCCCCUUCCUGCCGGAGAACGACAUCACCAAGGUGAAGGAGAAGCACGCGGAGGCCGGGGACGAUCUGUUCAUCGAGACUCUGACCAGCGUACUGGACUUCCUCAAGGAGGUCCCUUACACCUUCUACCUGGACAGCAUGCACCUGAAGAGGUUCCUCCAGUGGAAGUGGCUGGAGAUGCAGCCCACGGGAGAGGACUGGUUCAUGGACUUCCGUGUCCUUGGGAAGGGGGGCUUCGGGGAGGUACAUGCCACCUCGAUGAAGGCCACAGGGAAACUGUACGCCUGCAAGAAGCUCAACAAGAAGAGGCUGAAGAAGAGAAAAGGAUAUGAGGGGGCGAUGGUGGAGAAGAGAAUUCUGGCACGUGUCCACAGCAGGUUCAUCGUGUCGCUGGCCUACGCCUUCCAGACCAAGACUGAGCUCUGUCUGGUCAUGACCAUCAUGAAUGGAGGAGACCUGAGGUAUCAUAUCUACAAUGUGGAUGAGAACAACCCAGGGUUUGAUGAGCAGAGGGCCUGUUUCUACACAGCUCAGAUCAUCCAGGGCAUGGAGCACCUGCACCAGAAGAGAAUCAUCUACAGAGACCUCAAACCUGAGAACGUGUUGUUGGAUAAUGAAGGUAACGUGCGUAUCUCUGACCUUGGUCUGGCCGUGGAGCUGGAGGACAACCAGACCAAUAUCAAAGGCUACGCUGGGACUCCAGGGUUCAUGGCCCCAGAGCUGCUGAAAGGGGAGGAGUAUGACUGGUCAGUGGACUACUUUACCCUUGGGGUCACACUGUAUGAGUUCAUCGCUGCCAAGGGACCUUUCAGAACCCGAGGAGAGAAGGUGGAGAACAAAGUAGUGAAGAAGCGGAUUCUGAACGACCCCGUGGCCUAUCCGGAGAAGUUCAGUGAGAAAGCCAAGUCCAUCUGCGAGGCGCUGCUGUGCAAGACGGUGGACCAGAGGCUGGGCUUCAAGAACGGGUCCUGCGACGAGCUCCGAGCGCACCCCUUCUUCAGCGAACUCAACUGGAUGAAACUGAACGAAGGGAUCCUGGUGCCUCCGUUUGUUCCCGACUCCAAGACGGUCUACGCCAAGGAUCUGGACGCCGUCGGAGCUUUCUCAACAGUGAAGGGAGUCACCCUGGACGACCCCGACAAGGAGUUCUUUGACGAGUUCUCCUCGGGGAACAUCCCCAUUCCCUGGCAGGAGGAGAUGAUCGAGACGGGGAUCUACGGGGAGCUGAACCUCUGGGGGGUCGGGGGGGCGCUGCCCAACGACCUGCGCAGGGAGAGCAUCCUGGAACAGCCCCCGAAGUCCUCCACCUGCUGCCUGUCAUAGAUCAGAGGUCAUGGGGUAGGGAACAUGGUCGCGUUCCCCUGCUCAGACGUUGCAUGCAUCAACCAAUGGUUGCGUGCCACAUCAUCGACUGUGUCAUCGACUGACAGAUAGCUAUAACAUAUAAUGUGGUUAGCUGAUACUGUAAGUAAAAUAACGAUUCAGGCGUUGUCAGAUCUGGCAGGCGUCAGCAACGCCUGGGCACGGGAACGCGCCCUUUAUGAAUAUCAUGACUAGGAAGGAUUUCAUUGGCCGGCCGAGUGGAGGAAGUAGUCUUGGGCCAAUGGCAGAGAUGUGGUCACGAAGGAGGCGGGUGGAUUUAAUGGAAUGGGUUGUAAAUGAUGGAAUGUUUAUUUUGUUUAUUAUAUGUUAUGUAUUAUUAUGUUUAUCAAAAUGAACAAGUUAAAAGACGUUUUAGAUAUCUACACCUGUUUCUUCUCAGUGAAGAAUCAUUCUUUUCUUGCUACUACGGCACAUGGUGAAAUGCACCAUUUAUUGUACUUCACCAAAGAGACAGAAUAGUGCUUUAACAGCCAGCCACUAUGCUGAGAAAACAAAAUACAGUCACUGUAACAUUUUAUUUGUUAUAACAGAACUAUAACGGAACUAUAAUUGCUCUGUUUCUGUUUACUUGUUUGUCUUUUGCUGUGGAAUCUUCUGAGUUUUUGGAAUGUGA
Salvelinus fontinalis (brook trout) is the source of this 2441-nucleotide messenger RNA. RefSeq names its product G protein-coupled receptor kinase 1 a (gene grk1a). Gene Ontology annotation, molecular function: ATP binding; rhodopsin kinase activity. Gene Ontology annotation, biological process: regulation of opsin-mediated signaling pathway; visual perception; protein phosphorylation. Lineage: Eukaryota; Metazoa; Chordata; Actinopteri; Salmoniformes; Salmonidae. The record is from RefSeq and is a predicted model, not a curated record. Gene Ontology annotation, cellular component: cytoplasm. The transcript is spliced from 7 exons. Bases 77 to 1768 code for a protein of 563 amino acids.